GCUCACCGAAAAACAAAACCGGAAAAAAAAUUGAACGGGUCGGUUGUGGGUCGGUUCGAUUGAUUAUUUUUCCUUACUUCGCUUGAAGAAAAUUCAGCAACACUCGAGAACCAACACAUAAAUGCUUUACUCUUGAUUUGCCAAAGUAAAGAAAUUAAUUUGUUGUGUUGUGCCACGGACAAAAGUGAAUCGUGAAUCCUUUGAAGAAGUCAAGAAGUUGGUUAAACAAAUUGAAUGAGUUGAGUGUCGUCGUCUUCCUUUGAUCUGCAGCGAGUGUACCGACAAACGAAAGAGAGAAAGAGAUAAGAGUGCGAUACCAUUAUCAAUAAUCCCAGAACCCAUCAUGUCGAUCUCGUGCAAAUGCUCGAAUUUUGUGGCUACCUCGUCCAAGCUGCAGCAGCAACAGCCCAGCCGCUCCUUUGACGUACUUGCGUAUCCAGCGGCGGAUUACCGCUUGACGACCAAAGCUGGAGCCGGUGCUGAGGUUCCCCUGUCGACCCUGCUGUCACAGGUAUUCCAGGAAAAGUAUCCCAGAGAUUUUUUAUUCUACCCGGAGUUUACGGAUUUCUUCAAGCAUGCCAUUGGACCCAUUCCAGACCUCACCGUGAACGUGAUCAAUCAGCGCGAACUGCUCUACGGCCUCACGCUCGAUGCGGUCGGAGAGAGCUGGCAGCUGAGUAUCUGCAUCAACUGCAAGGAUGUGCUGUGCGCCAAGCGCCUCACUGCCGGAGCGGGAGCCCCGCCCACCCAAUACCUCAUCAACAGCACGCUGCUGAACAACGGCGAGGAGCUUGCCCAGCGACGCGGCCUCAAGUCCUAUUCGGAGACAUUCAAUCUGCUGAUCAUGGACCACACCGACAACAGCGGGGCCCUCUCCCCGCCACCAACCGGCACGGGCAUGGUCGACUCAUCAUCGAGCCUAAGCAUUGGCUCGCUGGCGGUCAAUCCCCAGGACACAAAGGGGCAGCGACUGCGACAGCUGCUGGCCGACAAGCAGGCACAACUGCAGGAGGAGAUCAAAAAGACAGAAGAGCGCAUCGAGCGGUACACGUCCACGGAGUACGAGCUGCUGAAGAGCUUCCGGGAGAAGGCGGAUCAAGACUGCGCCCAGCUGAUGCACCACAUACGGCUGGUGCCGGAGCAUGUGGCCGAGCUUCUCGACAGGGGCAUGACCCCCGCCCUGGAGGUGACUGGGAAUUGGCUGAACAGUGCACCCGGUGCCAGGCGUCGCAACACGAUAAGCAGCCGUCGGGAGCUGAGCAACCCCACCACGCCCACCACCACCCUCAACCAUCCCCCCAGCUUCCUGGCGUUGAACCAGCCGCUCCAACAGCAGCAGCAGCAACCCUCACAGCCAACGCAGCCCCAGCUGCAGCCAUUAUCCAGUACCGCCUCCGCGAUGGCCAAUGCCAGAUUGAGGAAGAUGUCCAACUUUGAUACGCCGCCCGCCACUCCAGAAGCCACGCCGAUGAGCGUCGGCAACAGUCCCACCUUCAGACAGCAGCAACAGCAGCAGUCUUCGGUGGCAACUGCCCCGCACCUGCUUACCACACACGGCGGAGGAGUUACCGCAAACGGGGCAGACGAUGCCGAUGACUGCCUGUUCGACCUGGAGGACGUGGAGGAGUAUACCGCUCCGCAGCCAGUGCCAUCGUCCACCGGUUAUCAACACAACGUGAUGUACCAGCGGGUGCACAGCAUCCAGCCACUGCAGAACGGGAUGGUCGAUGAUCUGGACGAGGCGGACACAGCCGAUGAGGCGGAGGAUGCCCUGGAUCUGGAUAGCUCCAUUUCCAUACCCGCGGGACGGGGUGGCCGUCCGAUGUCGGCUCAGCUGAUGAACUUUGCCAGGAGUCUGCCCAUCGAGAUGCCCAACUCGACGCUCGCGGAGCGGGUAGCAGUCGCCAACAACAACAACAACAAUAACUUUGCAUUGGGCUGCGAGGAGGGUCUGGACAACAUCGAUAUAGCGGCCAGCAUUCAGGCGCUGACCAAGAGCGUCCAUGGAGAGGCUGUGUUCGGGGACCUGCCGCGUCCCCGACUGCGCUCCCAGAUCGAGGGCUAGCGCUGGCAGGAGGCGCCGCCACAGGGAUCAACGGGGAGAGGGAGAUGACGAGUCGAGAACCACCACUACGUACACAUACUUAUAUAUAUAUAUAUCAGUUCGUAAUCCGCAUAAACCCACACACACACACACACACACGCAUACAAACAUCCUCGGAUUGGAUCCAAGGGGGAGCAGGACCACAACGAAACAUAGACGAUAAUAAAACCCAAUAAAUGCCAUCUUGGAGGAGGCAUCUGAUCUGCCUGCCACCUACCAUCUACAGAGUACCAAUUAGGCAGUACAUCCUUGGAUGCUGCACCACACCCACAACCCACAACCCACUUCCACCCCUUCCUUCUUUUUGACAUGUUAUAUUUCCUCUAAGUUCUUUUUUCAUUAUUUCGCGAUGAUCUUCGAAUGAAAAGUGUGUUUUUUCUUCGAACGACAAGUGCAAGUGCGCGCAGGCA
Drosophila obscura is the source of this 2514-nucleotide messenger RNA. RefSeq lists its product as uncharacterized. Gene Ontology annotation, biological process: neurotrophin TRK receptor signaling pathway; negative regulation of TOR signaling; negative regulation of protein kinase activity. The record is from RefSeq and is a predicted model, not a curated record. The coding region runs from base 344 to 2065 and encodes 573 amino acids. The transcript is spliced from 4 exons. Gene Ontology annotation, cellular component: cytoplasm. Lineage: Eukaryota; Metazoa; Arthropoda; Insecta; Diptera; Drosophilidae.